GCCCAUUAAACCCAUCUCCUCCUUCCUUUGUCACGAUUGUAAACCCUCGGAAGAAAAUGAGAGAGGGGGAGCGACGAUGUGAAGCCGCCGUCUCUGUCUCCGUUCGUUUACUCUGCCGCUACCAUUCACCACCACCGGCGAUAUGCUGCUCCUAUUGCUUAAGCUCCAAGCUUCGCCCUCUCCAUCUAGUUUUGUUGCUGGUGUUGCUACAUCAUCGUGCGGGAAUUAUUGAUGUGGCCCAAGUAACAAGUUGUUGUCUUCUCUGCCGUGUGUUAUCUCCAACCGUAUUCAUCCAUUCACUUCCUUUCAUCAAACCAAAAAUCAAAGGCGAGGGUGGGAUCCGUGGAUUCUAAAGCUUCUAGUUAAUUAGUAUUCAUAAAUGCUAGGUUUAGAGAAUUGUGUGUUGAUUGUGGUGAUUGAGAAAAUGAUAUUAAG
Molecule: messenger RNA, 435 nt
Organism: Thlaspi arvense
Lineage: Eukaryota; Viridiplantae; Streptophyta; Magnoliopsida; Brassicales; Brassicaceae
Source: the annotation of a GenBank genome assembly